GCCGGGGAGGCCGGGCCGCGCUCAGAGCCGCGCCGGGGGGAGCGGGAGCGGGCGCGGGGCCGCGGCGCGGGCGGGGCGGGGGAGGCCCCGCAGCCGGCGCUCCGGCAGGUGGCACUGGCCGCCUCCCCCGCGCCCCCCCGAGCUCCGCCGCCGCGCUCAGUCCGCCGGCGCCGAUGCUGCUGAGCGGAGCGGCCGCCUCGGAGCGCGGCGGCUGCAGCGGCGGGGCGGGGGCCGGCGGGGCCCCGCAGUGCGUGGGCACCAUGGCCCGCUGGCUCCGCGAACACCUGGGCUUCCGCAGCGCCCGGCCCGCGCCGCCCGCGCCGCCCAAGCCCGACUACCGCGCUGGGCCGCCGCCGCAGCCGCCCCUGCCGCCCGGGGGCGCGGCCGAGCCGCUGGCCGCCGCCCAGCCCGACAUCGUGGCGGCCUACCGGCUGCAGAAGGAGCGCGACUUCGAGGACCCCUACAGCGGCCCGCCGCCCGCCGCCGCCCCCGACGGGCCCCGCUACGUCUCGCCCAAGCACCGGCUCAUCAAGGUGGAGGCGGUGGAGAAGGUGCCCGCCAGCCCCUCGCCGCCGCCGCCGGUGCCGGCGCCCCCCAGCUCGCCCCCGGCCGGUCCCGAAGCGCCCGACGAGCCGCCGCAGGAGCUGGCUGUUCUGGAGGACUAUGCAGAUCCCUUUGAUGCGGCACAGGUGGCAGGAAGCCAGGCAGGGCUGGAGAAGGUGAUGGAGAAUGAUGGAUAUAUGGAGCCAUAUGAAGCCCAGAAGAUGAUGGCUGAGAUCCGCCAGAAGGGCUUGCGGGAGGCUCCGGCCCGGCCGCUGCACCUCUACGACACUCCCUACGAGCCCGUGCUGGACAUGGACAGUGACUGCCCCAGGCCCAGGGAGUCCCGGCUGCCCGAGGACGACGAGAGGCCACCAGAGGAGUAUGACCAGCCCUGGGAAUGGAAGAAGGAGCGGAUCUCCAAAGCCUUCGCGGUUGAAAUCAAGGUCAUUAAAGACCUGCCAUGGCCCCCGCCGGUGGGACAGCUGGACAGCAGUGAAAGCCCCCCGGAGGGGGAGGCGGGUGCCCCCACCCCUCCGCAGCACGGCCAGCACAGCUACGAAGACGCCAAUGGUCCCUCGGAGGGGCUGGGGUACGGCCGCACCUCGCCCUGCAGGGAGGAGAAGGCCAGAGCUGUCCUCAGGCAUGGCUCCAGCAGCCUCAAGAACACAAAGGCACUGACAGCUGAGCCUGGCCCCUUUGUUGGGGAGAGGAUUGACCCUGCCCUGCCCCUGGAGAGCCAGUGCUGGUACCACGGGGCCAUCAGCCGGACGGACGCGGAGACGCUGCUGCGGCUCUGCAAGGAGGCCAGUUACCUGGUGCGCAACAGCGAGACCAGCAAGAACGACUUCUCCCUCUCCUUGAAGAGCAGCCAGGGCUUCAUGCACAUGAAACUGUCGCGGACACAGGAGAACAAGUACGUGCUGGGUCAGCACAGCCCGCCCUUCGACAGCGUGCCGGAGAUCAUCCAUCACUACGCCAGCCGCAAGCUGCCCAUCAAGGGGGCCGAGCACAUGUCCUUGCUUUACCCGGUGGCUAUCCGUACCCUAUAGUAAUCACCCCCACGAGCCAGGCUCAAGGCUGGGUGCACCCAAAACUGGCCCAUCCACAGGGCUGAGCGCUGCCGUGCCAAGGAUGGGCCCCAGACCGUCAGCCCACGGGCAGCUCGCUGGGCACAGCCGGUGCUGUCGGGGAUUGCUGCAGCCAGGCCCCUCGUCCUGCUCUCCCAGGGGCUCCCCUGCACUGGUUUGGUGCUGGCAUGGCACUGGAAGGACCCCCUGUGCGAGGAGCUGAGUGGGGCUCGCUGCUGUCCACACCUCCACACCUGCCUCCUUGGCAGAGCUUGGGAUGCCAGGACUGGAGCUGGGACCUUGGAGAGUCCAGGGAGGGGGGCAGUGUGUGCGAGUACGGGGGCGAAUCAUCUGGUAGCAGGCUUGAGGUACCUCCAUGAGGGUGCCUAGCUCUGCCCGUGAGAGACAAAAUGGCUGUGCUCGCAGGUAAGGAGGCUGGCAGGGGUGAGCAGGACCUGCCUGGGCCAGCAAGGCAUGCAGAGUGCCAGGCAGGCUGCCCUUACUGCACCGGUGCUCAGUACUCACUGCCAUCCUGUGCCAAACGUGAACAGUGACCGGCCUUGGCCAUGUGUGCAGCACCACUGCCUAAUAAAGCAGUGCAUGGUUGUCUCCUG
Messenger RNA from Passer domesticus (house sparrow), 2224 nucleotides. RefSeq names its product SH2 domain-containing adapter protein F-like. The transcript has 7 exons. Bases 174 to 1592 code for a protein of 472 amino acids. Gene Ontology annotation, molecular function: phosphotyrosine residue binding. NCBI's taxonomy places the organism in Eukaryota, Metazoa, Chordata, Aves, Passeriformes, Passeridae. The record is from RefSeq and is a predicted model, not a curated record.